GCUCAAUGUUCGUGAUCGCCGCCAUUUUUUCGCGCGACGUUUUAGACAAUGUCGAUUAUGACGUUUUCUGAUUACAGAAUCUAUAGGGUAUUGUUACGUCAUAAUAGUGAGUAUGAUGCCAACAAGUAGCGAGCAACAUCGAUGGUUUCAUCACCCCACUAUGACGUCAUCCCACCACCCGGAAGUGACGUGUGCGGGGUCAUUUGCAUCUAGUGGAGGGGGCCAUGGUAUACCACCAUAUAUGGACACGGGGUACCGAGAAGAUAUGGACGCUUACCUCCACCAUAUAGAUGGACAAAGUGGUUAUUAUGGAUUACAAUACAGAGCUCAUCAAAGAUCGCUCAACGCUGCAGCAGUUGCUCGUGUGGAAGCUGAAAGAUCAUGUGCAGUAAGAUCGUCACAUUUUCACCAUCAGAAUCACCCACAUGUAUCACCAGGGGCUGGGGGUGGCUUACCUACAUGGUUAGGAUCAUCUGUACCGAAGUCCUCGGUGUUCGGACCACUACAAACCCCGAGUAUUUCAUCGCAUCGUCCUAACAUAUGGAAUGCGCCACCGAGUAAAGAUACCGAGUUCUCCAGGUACGUUUACCCUCCGCCAUCAUUGGUGAAGACAGAGGAAGGGGGAACCACCUCCAGGGAAGAUUGUGAUGACGUAGGAAGACCAUGCGCUUCUAACAUUGGAUGUGAAACCACCGAACCCGCGACCUCGAAAGCGUUCCACGUCUUCCCGACCCCACCUAAAGAUGAUGACCCCUCCCUCACGCCAUCUAGCGGUACCCCCCCUGUGCGGGCUCCCCCCCAUAAUCGACCUCCACAACCUAGUCCUUCCAUGGAUUGCCACCAAAUUUAUCAUCGACAAUCCUCCAAACCUGACAUCCCAGUCUGCAAUGACGUCACAUCAUGUUCCAUCAUGCCCCACCCAACUUACCCCUACAUCUCACCCAGCGUGGGGGAAUACCCGGUUACGGGUACAUCUUACCCGAACGCUGGAGAGUCAGGCAAGGUGACGUCAUCAUACUCAAACAAUGGAAAAUCGAAGCCAAAGAACCGAUCAAGCACAGAGGGUCGCGAAUGUGUUAACUGUGGAGCGACAGCGACUCCAUUGUGGCGUCGAGAUGGGACGGGACAUUAUCUUUGUAACGCGUGUGGUCUCUACCAUAAAAUGAAUGGACAAAACCGACCGCUUAUCAAACCCAAGAAACGAUUGUCUGCGGCGCGACGAGCCGGAACGAGUUGUUCAAAUUGUUCGACCACUACCACCACCUUGUGGCGAAGAAAUGCAAGCGGGGAUCCGGUGUGUAACGCGUGUGGAUUGUACUUCAAACUGCACGGGGUGAAUCGUCCGCUGACCAUGAAGAAAGAAGGGAUCCAAACCAGGAACCGGAAGAUUUCUACGAAGCUGAAAAAAUCAUCUGUAUGUAGGGACCCGAGAUUCGACGCGACCAAUUUCAAAUUCUUUGACGGGUCGAGCGGUUUCGGGGCAGCAGCGGCAGCGGCGGCCGCCUAUUCCGGUCAGUUCGGGCAGAUGCACACGUUCGGUGGCGUUCACCCGCAUCACCAUCCACAUAUGGCACAUCACCUAACUGCUGGUUCAGCUGGGUUUGCCAACUCCCAUCAUCCGAUGUUACCCCCGCCCCCCCACCACACCAUGCACCCCCCACACCCCACACCACCUGCCGCACCAGGGUCGGCAAAUCUAACAUUAAGUUUAAACCAUAGUAGUAUGGUACACGCAAUGGGCUGACCCUCCAAUACUGCAGCAUGCGCUUACUGUGCUACAAAUAUUUAACAUUAAUUUCACGCCGUACAGUUCCGAAACAUUGAUGUACAAAUAUGUCGCUUAAGUUCUUUUCUUACGUACUGUGUGUGUUGUGCAACUAACCUGUAACCAAGGCAAUACAAGCGAGUAUCUCGUCCAA
This is a messenger RNA of Ciona intestinalis (vase tunicate), 1919 nucleotides long. The record is from RefSeq and is a predicted model, not a curated record. Lineage: Eukaryota; Metazoa; Chordata; Ascidiacea; Phlebobranchia; Cionidae.